Paramecium sonneborni is the source of this 610-nucleotide messenger RNA. The record is from the annotation of a GenBank genome assembly. Lineage: Eukaryota; Ciliophora; Oligohymenophorea; Peniculida; Parameciidae.
AUGAAUUAAUAAUUACAAGGAAUCCCAGAAAACAUUGAUUAGAAACUUGAAUUUUUUAAUGAACGUAAACAAUAAGAACUUCAUAAAAAAGCUAGAAUUCUUAGAUUCUCACAUUUGAAAAGCAAAGGAUAUACUUUUGGUUUAGGGAGAUAUGUAACUUUAUAUAUAUUAUACAUUCUAGCCUUUAGAGAAAUAAUUAGAAACACCUGGGCCUGGUCAUUAUUCUACUUAAUAACCAGAAGCAAUCAGUUAUAGUAUGGGUGUUAGAUUCAAUCAAAAAGGUUAUUUAUCAUUAAUUUUAAUAGUUCAUAAAUUUGAGGCCCCACCUUUGGGUACUUAUGAAAUUAAAGGAUUAGAUAAAUAUGGUUAUUAUACUAAUUCCAAAUUUAAAAAUGCUUGUGCAACUCUUUUUAGUCCUUUGAAAAACAGUAAUGCUAAAUAAGUACUGUGAAUUCAUUAAAAAGUCAAUUAUUACCCCUGGUCCUGGUGAUUAUGAAUUACCAGGAAGUAUUAAUUCAAAAGGGAAGUAUUACAUUUCUAAUUUUAAAACAAAUUAAGGCUGGGCUCUUGGUAAGAAAUCGCUUUCUUAAAGAAAACCUUAUUAUUGAAC